This is a messenger RNA of Microtus ochrogaster (prairie vole), 3119 nucleotides long. RefSeq names its product activating transcription factor 6 (gene Atf6). Gene Ontology annotation, molecular function: RNA polymerase II cis-regulatory region sequence-specific DNA binding; DNA-binding transcription factor activity, RNA polymerase II-specific. The transcript has 16 exons. The record is from RefSeq and is a predicted model, not a curated record. Gene Ontology annotation, biological process: regulation of transcription by RNA polymerase II; endoplasmic reticulum unfolded protein response. Lineage: Eukaryota; Metazoa; Chordata; Mammalia; Rodentia; Cricetidae. Gene Ontology annotation, cellular component: nucleus. Bases 1 to 1983 code for a protein of 660 amino acids.
AUGCGGGUGCGCUCCGCUCGCACCGGACUUCACGAAUUCGGAGCGGGCUUCCCCGCAUUCAGCAAUCGUUUGCCUCCGCUCGGCCACCGUCCGUCAGCCCUCAGCAUAUUUUGUCCGCCGGCCGCCGCCGUUUCGGAUUACUCACCGACCGGAGUUCGGAGGUACAGAGAGGUAUCUGUUUCGCCGAAGCUGGCUGGUGUGGCCGGCACCAUGGAGUCGCCUUUUAGUCCGGGAUUUCCUCACCGACCAGAGGAAGACUGGGAGUCUACGUUGUUUGCUGAGCUGGGCUACUUCACAGAUACUGAUGAGGUGCAGUUCGAUGCAGCAAAUGAAACUUACGAAAAUCAUUUUGAUCAUCUUAACUUUGAUUUGGAUUUAAUGCCUUGGGAAUCCGACAUUUGGAGCUCCAGUAGCCACUUCUGCUCAGUUAAAGAUAUUAAGGUAGAACCCCAGCCUCUUUCUCCGGCUUCCUCAAGUUGUUCAGUCUCAUCUCCCCAGUCCGUGGACUCCUGCUCGUCAACUCAGCAUGUUCCCGAGGAGUUUGAUUUGUCUUCCAGCUCCCAGUCUCCCCUUUCCUUAUAUGGUGAAAGCUGUAACAGCCCCUCCUCUGUAGAGCCACUCAAAGAAGACAAGCCUGUCAUUGGUCCUGGAAACAAAGCUGGUCAGACUGUUCUGCUCUCUCAGCCUACUAUGGUGCAACUUCAGGCCCCUGGAGUGCUGCCUUCUGCUCAGCCAGUUCUUGCUGUUGCUGGAGGAGCCACACAGCUACCUAACCAUGUGGUGAACAUGGUGCCAGCCCCUGUGGUGAACAGUCCAGUGAGUGGAAAACUUUCCAUGCCUAAACCUGUCCUACAAAGCACCACAAGAAGUCUGGGUUCAGAUAUUGCUGUGCUAAGGAGACAGCAGCGGAUGAUAAAAAACCGUGAGUCUGCUUGUCAGUCACGCAAGAAGAAGAAGGAGUAUAUGCUAGGACUGGAGGCCAGGUUGAAGGCUGCCCUUUCAGAGAACGAGCAGCUGAAGAAGGAGAACGGGUCCCUGAAGCGACAGCUGGACGAGGUGGUGUCAGAGAACCAGAGGCUUAAAGUCCCGAGUCCAAAGCGAAGAGCUGUCUGUGUGAUGAUUGUAUUGGCAUUUAUAGUGCUGAACUAUGGCCCCAUGAGCAUGCUGGAGCAGGAUUCCAGGAGAGUGAAGCCCAGUAUGAACCCUGCAAGCCAAAGGAGGCAUCUUUUAGAAUUUUCCGCUAAAGAAGUUCAAGACCCAUCAGAUGUUAUCAACCAGAAAAACAGCUACAGAUAUGAUCAUUCUGUUUCAAAUGACAAAGCCUUAAUGGUGCUAACUGAAGAACCACUGCUUUAUAUUCCUCCACCUCCAUGUCAGCCUCUGAUUAAUACAACAGAAUCUCUCAGGUUGAACCAUGAGCUUCGAGGCUGGGUUCAUAGACACGAAGUGGAAAGGACCAAAUCAAGACGAAUGACAAAUCACCAACAGAAAACCCGUAUUCUUCAGGGUGCUCUGGAGCAGGGCUCAAAUUCUCAACUGAUGGCUGUCCAGUACACAGAAACCACUAGCAUCAGUAGGAAUUCCGGGAAUGAGCUGCAAGUGUAUUAUGCUUCACCAGGAAGUUACCAAGGCUUCUUCGAAGCCAUCCGCAGGCGCGGGGACACAUUUUACGUUGUGUCAUUUCGAAGGGAUCACCUGCUUUUACCAGCUACCACCCAUAACAAGACCACAAGACCAAAAAUGUCAAUUGUUUUACCAGCAAUAAACAUAAAUGAUAACGUGAUCAAUGGGCAGGACUAUGAAGUGAUGAUGCAGAUUGACUGUCAGGUGAUGGACACCAGGAUCCUCCACAUCAAAAGCUCCUCUGUUCCUCCUUACCUCCGAGAUCAUCAGAGGAACCAAACCAACACCUUCUUUGGUCCCCCUCCCACAGCCACAGAGACGACCCAUGUGGUCAGCACCAUUCCUGAGUCGUUACAAUAGUACCCCAGCCGCACUGGGAAAAAGCAGAGGAGUGAAGAGCCGGUGAGGAGUGCUGCUCUCUGCCCCAUGGCGAGGGGAGAACUGCCUUGUGCUGCGACUCAGGGAAAGGAAACAAGAACAAGAAGCUGCUCUGAUUUUCACCGUCUGCCCACUGUGUGGACCAUGCUAGCAAGAGAGCAGUCCUCUCUGCGGUGCAGCCGUGUCGCCGUGUCGCCUGGUGUUGGUUAUUCUGUUGAGUUUUCCGCACUGCUUUUCCUACUGGAUAUGUUUGUUCUUAGUCUUCCUUCAGAUGCCACCCACCUCCUCUUUUGUCCACUGCACUUCCUUGCACAGUAAAGCGAUUUUCAUUUAAAGCUUUAGAACACAUGCUCAUGUGGUUUCCACCAAUUGGCUUUCUCUCUCCUUCAAAUCAAAUUCAUUCUGAAUAUUACACUUGAGAAAACACAUUUCAAAAAGCUAAACAGCCAAAAACAUCCCACAAAGAGUCAAAACAGUUUGGAAUUUUGGGUAAAAGGAUUGUCCCCGGUUGGUAAAGUUUAUUUUUACUUGUGAUUUGUGGUUCAGCCCUGAACAAAUAACUGUCGUGGGGUCAGAGAGUGAGCCGCACACUGGAAGAAGGCGAGAGAAGGCCAGUUGUGGAGUACAGGAAAGGCGGUGAGGCCGUGUACACUUGUGUUUAAACACUGGGAGCUGAGAUGGGCAGUGUAAGUUUAGAGCCACAGCUCCCUUUUUCUCUUGCAGUGCUACCAUCUGCACAGAUCCUAAGGACCUCAGGGCAAAUGUUUCCCUUUCAUUGUGAAUCCUCAGCCUAGGACACACUCCUGUGAAACCAAACUCAGCAAAGGACCUUGGAGAUUUAAGCAAGACUAGAGAGUUUUCCCUUAAAAACUGACUAUGCACACAGCAAGCAUGGAUUCCCACUGAGAGGCUGUGCCAUAUUGUGGCAAAAUUUGCAAAGAAGGAAGGAAAGAAGAAAAAAAGCUAUAGCUGGGCAUAUGCCUUUAAUGUUAGCACCACUUAGGAGGCAGGGCAGCCUCUAAGUUUAAGGUUGGCCUGGUCUACAUAUUGAGUUCCAGGACAGCCAAAGCUAAAUAGAGAGACUAUCUCAAAACAAUAAAAUAAAAUGAAAAUCAAAA